CUACAACAAAUAUGACUUUUUAUAGCAUAAUUUUAUAGCGUUUUUUUACUUAUGCUAUAAUAGACGAGUAGAUAUAGCGUUCAGAAAGCAAACGCUCGCUCCCAAAUUUCAAUAGCGUUUCAUUAAUGACUUUAACAGCGUUCCUCCAAAAUUUUAUAGGCGCGGAUCCUCAGCGCCCAAAAUCGCAAAGCCCUUUCUGAAAGUUCAAUCAUGGCGCCCAAAAUCGCACAGCCCUAUCUGAAAAUUCCAAUGGAUAACUCGAUCAGUGGCGGCAUAGCUCCCAAUCGUUUCGUGCGAAAUGGUGGUAGAUUUCUCAAGUUGGGCGAAUUAGUGUUGCCUGCUAAUGGAUCGAUCUCUAGGGUUCCAAUCGUGAGUAGUUGGAGAAGAAUCAAAGCUAUAUUCAGAACUAUUGCACUAGUUGAGGCAAAGAAUCAAAGCUAUAUUGACUCGAUUUCAUCGUUUUUGUCUCGCUUCCAGAUCUAUCAACCAUUCCGUCAAGCUCUACAAAUUUCCAGGUGAAUCUCUUUUUCUUUCUUCGAUCUGUUGCGUCUGAUUUAUUUUUUCAUUUUUGGAAUUUUUGCCUGCGGUCUGGAGGAAAAUAGACUAUUUCCUCAGAAAUAAUGGAGUAUCGUUUUGGUGGAUUGCCACAGACUGCACCUACACAAUUUAAGACACACUUGCAAAACAAUUUUCCUUCGAAAACUGAAUUUGUGCAAGAAUAAAGAUUUUUUUUGCUUCUGAAAAUAGGGAACGAGGGGACUUCUCAAACUUAACAAAAAUAAAAACCGUAUUCCGUUUUGUUUGAGGUUCUUUGAUAUUGAAGCAUUAACUGAAGUACUUGUUCAAAAUCACGUAUCAUUGAUUGAUAUCACUAUAGGAUAAAGAUUAGAAUUGGAAUUGUCCAAUUAGCUGAAAAAUACUAUUUUCGGCACAAUCCGGGCACGUCGCCAGCCCGCCCCAUGC
Rhododendron vialii is the source of this 963-nucleotide messenger RNA. RefSeq lists its product as uncharacterized. The record is from RefSeq and is a predicted model, not a curated record. Lineage: Eukaryota; Viridiplantae; Streptophyta; Magnoliopsida; Ericales; Ericaceae. The transcript has 2 exons. Bases 211 to 519 code for a protein of 102 amino acids.